AUGACUUCAUUACAGAGCAAAGUCGACACCGUCAAGGCGGCGGCUGCAUCGACCGCAACAUGCACAUCAACAACCACGGUGCUCCUCAAAGAGCUGCUUGCGACUGAGGCCGAGACUCAAUCAGCAGCGCAAAAGAAAAAAGUAGCGACGACGGCGCGAGGGAAAACGGCUGGCUCGACGCGAGCAGGCGCGACAGCGAGCAAAAAGGAGGAGCUGACACCAAAGGAAAAAGCUGCCCUCGCAGCGCACAUAAUCAACGUCGCACUCAGGUCCCUUACGGAGGCAUCGAAGCCUGCACCUCCCGCGCAACCUUCAACACCAUGCCGACGACAGAAUUCAGGUGACGACCUCCGAAAGCCCCAAAAUAAACGACCUCUAAGGCGGUCCAACUCCAUGCCUAUGACGCCGAUGCAACCCCGUUCAUUAAACCGAACCUCAACCUCACCCACAACAACACCGAAACCCGCGAAAGUCGCCACCACAACGGUCCCCACAGUCACCUGCCUUGCAACGGUAGAGUGUCUUAGAGCUGCGUUCGCGUGUUUGAGAUCGCUCCAUACCUCCGGCGCAGUGCAGCUGUCCGACCUGCAACUUGAGACUGGAAUGUCUUCUUUCGCCGGCAAGCUUGUCGGACUGGACCUUCAGGAGCACGCACUGAGGGAGCUGGCACUGUUGCGGCAAAGACUCGACACAAUGGGCACUUCAACGAAGGCGAAAGCGAAGGCAGGAAAAACAACAGCGGCAAACACUAAAGUCAAAGGCCUCGCAGAAAUCUUGGACUUUGGCGAUGCCAAGUUCUCCGGCCCGACUCUUGGCCUGGUCAUCACAACUCAGAUGCAGAUACUGCGUCUGAUGUCCUCAAACAAGAAACCAGCGACGAUCGAGGCAGCAUUGCCAUACUUAGUUUCCUCCCAUCCGACUUCACCAAUGAAUCUCCUCCUCGAAUCCGCGAAAGAGUCCGCCCCAACGAAGACGAAGGCUGCGCGACAGCUCGACCUCCUUUCACAACUCCUUCUCUCUUUGGCCCCGAGCUUGUCAAGCAAGGACGAUGAGGUUGCCACAGACCGCCGUUUGAGUUGCUCUCCGGCCACCGCACUGGAAUUGCAAGCCCUAGGAUUGGAGGCGCGUUUGCAUUGGUGGCCUAUGACCGGUCAUAAGGCAGACGUUGACAAGGACAUAAUCUCACCGCUCUCGAGAUGCAUCACCUCUUACAUUCGCAGAGUCAAGUCCGACUCGGCCGGGGCAUACCGCAAGUCCUUCAACACUUUCGAUCGCAUCAUCAACAUGGUUAAGAGCCAGCGCCUGGAGCCGAUUCUCGCAUCAAAAUCGCCACUCGUUGUGAUUUAUCAGGCUUUGGGAACGGUGGCGCAGACUGCUCGCCACUUCAAGGAAGCAGCCGAAUGGAUCUCCAAAAUCAAGGGGACUCUGGACCCAGCCAACGAUUCUCCAGCGAAGUGUUGUGCGAUUGCCGCACAGCUUCUAGCUGUUUACGGUAAACAGACACCGUUACCUCAGGAGCCAUUGUCUGCGCUUCUGAAAGAGGUCUCUGAAGCGCUUCAAGGGACACUGAAGGGUGACGUGACGGAGCUUGAAGAACUCAUGGUCAAUUUAUCAGCUGCUCGUAGGUCGGCAGUGGGAAUUUUGGCUAGCAAACUCACAGCAACGGCGGAUGACUCUCAAAGCAUAGACGAGCUCCUCAGCAACCUCGUCCUUCAAUUUCCUCGAUUCGCUCUUCGAUGGCUAGGAAAGCCGCCGACGAGAGACGCUUCUCCCAAGGAGCACGUACGCUACGAGUCGAGAAAGCAAUUAUUGCUCACUUCGAUAACACAAAUUCUGGACUCGGCUCUGAUGAUAGCCAAAUCCCAUAUUGACGACGGCAAGAUGACCUGGCCAAUUCUCGACGGCCUUCUCCAAGAGUGCUUAAUGCUCUUAGACUUCCUGGGCGAUGCCAGUCUUGCCAUCACGAAAGCGGAUGCUUCAAAUCCAUACCACGUCAAACUCUCGCAUCUCUACUUCAUGUUCUUCAACUGGUAUCGCCGCAAAGCCGAGUCCAAACCCGGUGAUAAGACUCUACUUCGAGCUCUCAGACGAUCUGUGGAUUGCGUAAAGGAUCGGUCUUCUGAGGAGAAGGAGAAGGCGCAAACGACAGCGAAACUCGAGUACUUUGCGGACAUGUGCAAGCAGGCUGGUCGAGUCAACGACGCUCGAGACGCGCUGAAGCUCAUAUGCACGAACAUGGUCGAAGACGGAGUUCUGUCUACAGUGGCAGCAUCUUUGGCUGACAGUUCCCCUGCGGUUGCUUGGAGCGCGAGCAUCAAGGCCGAAACGCUGUCAAGGACAAUAGAAACAAUGGUCAAGCUUGAUCAGUCUUGGAACGAUUGGACUUUCUUUCUUGCGGACGUUGAGCGGGCUGCGGUCUUGGAACGUAUCAUUCACCUCAUCCUCUCCAACUCGUCUAGCGAUUCCAAACCCAACGACAUCAAGGAUCCGGUGACUGAGGCUCUGUUGAGAAUUUACGCGGCUGACCGCUUUCCAAUCCGCCGCCUCCGGACGUUGUUGCAGUUGCUCACCAUGUCAAUUGGCGACAGGGACGAGUUCCAAAGCCUCCGAGAGCAGGCAGAGGCUGCUUUGCAGCUUUGUCGUGACCACAACUAUGGUGACGACGGCAGUCUGGCUGACUACGUCCCUGACCUAGAGGCGUGCCUCUCGUCUACCCUGGCUCUUGUUGCCACGGAAGCAGAAUGGCGUGCAGCGGACUUUGAAGAGUCAACAAGCAUCUGGCGCUCUAUUGUCAACCAGUGCCAGACCAAGGAUGAUCUUCUCUCUAAGGUUAAUGACACUGAGGGACUUGUCAGGCAGCUCAGCUCGAUUGCUGAGUACGCAAGACUUAGAGGCGAGGACGAAUUCUUGUUAUCGGUUUUAACAUUGUGUGCCGACAUUGCUUCUAAGCUAUCCGAUGCUUCAACGGACAUACUCCUUCAGGCGCAUAGCAACCUCGCGGACCAAUACACACAUCUCGGCUAUUCUGAGAAGGCCGAGGAGAUUCUCAACAAAGCCAGGAAACUUGCAGAGACCACAGACAGCAACCCGGACUUUGGUGCGGUAAAUCUUCAGAUCUCCCUCACCGAGUAUCAGCUGGCGAAGCAAAACUCUGAUGCGGCUCACAAAAUGCUGCUCAAGGGCGAGGUUGCUUUUGAGGCUUCAUCAAGUGCCAGAAAAGCUCCGAAGCUCCAAAGGAAGCUCCUCUUGGCAAGGGCUGCUUGUCUCUCAUCCCGAAUCAAAUGGGACAAGGGCGAAUAUCAGCAUGCGCUAUUUCACGCCAAGACCAGCGUCCGCAUACUGUACCAGGACUGGACGAAAUUGGAAGCUCGUUGGCAAGUUGCGCCCAAAGCAGAGUCCCGGCAGACCUCAAGAGAAGGUUCUCCCGACGCGGAGGAAAGCAUUGUCAGGACUGACGCCUUGACGAAUCAGAUCGAAUUAUCUGACGGUCCGGAUAGCUGGGCACUUGCUUGUGGUCUGCUGAGAUCCAUGUUGCAUCUUUCUUCAGUCUACGCUCACCUAGGAAUGUUCCAAGAGACUGUCUACUAUGCAGAGAAAGCCCACCAGGUCGCUAAUGCCACAAACGCGUCCAUCUACAGGGCUCAGGCUGCCAGUUGGAUUGGUUCAGUAUGGCUGAAAGCUUGCAAACUCGACAAGAGCCUUGGCUACUUGAAUGAAGCUAGACAGCUCAUGGCCACGGCUGUGAAGCCAACACGCCAGGCUUUUCAACUGGCCUGUGAACUCAGUGCUUCCUUUGGAGAAAUGAAGGAUCACGAGAACGAACUACUGCUACUCGAGCUUGCCGAGGUCACACUUGGGACUUUAAACAGCAGCAGUCGAGGCACAAUUACAGGGGUUAGCGAUGAGCAAGUUGUCAGCAAGAUGGCAAAGCUUACGCUGAAGGCACCGGCCACCCGGAGAACACGAGUAACCAAGCCAGCGGCCCCGACAGCGACCAGGACAACCAGAACGACUAAAAGGGUAGCAGCACCAAAGACGAAAGCUGCUGCUGCUGCUCCUGCCAAGACCGCUAUCGUCAUAGCACACGACAACGCAUCUGACCUGAAGGCCUCCAUGCUGAUGUACAAAGCACUUGUCCACCUUAGCAAGGGCGACUGGGCUGCUGCAGCAGAACUUCUCGAGGAGGCGAAACUGAUGUCCAGCAGUUUACGAGAGUCUUUGCGGGUGCAGAUUGGUGAGGCCACUUGUCUGAUUGAACAGGGCAUCAAGCAGAUGGAGGGUGAUUCGGUCUUCUCGGUUGUAAAGGAAUCAACCAUCUCCUACCCGUCGAUCCACGCUGCCCCCGACAAAAAUAGCACGGAGAAGACGCCGCCGACGGGAUCCUCUCCUCGAAAGGCUCAAGGCCGCGCUACCUCUGCCGAGCGCAGAGUGAUGAAGGAAAACGGCACCUUCAUCGAAACAUUGGAGCAGGCGCAAGCUCAACUCAUGGAAGCCCAAGCUGCCGCUGCAAUUUCAGGAAACGGACACCUGGUUCAUCGCAUCUCAGCGUUGCUUCAGAGCACGGGCAUUUUCCUAUCGGCAGCUUCUCAUCGGAUGCCUAGAAAUAUGGGAGGCUUUGGAUAUGCCGCCUGCUCCGUCGAGUUUGCACGGAAUCUGACUUGGAAACGGGAGCGAAACACCGUAGCUACGGAUCAACUCAACCCAAGCUUCAGCGAGGCGGGCUGGCCACUUGCUCUUGCGCUCAAGGACGAUAGACGGGCGAGCAUUGUAACCGUCGACGACAUGGCAAGAUUCCAGCGCGACUAUAUCGAUAUCAUUCCUGAGGCGUGGAGUGUCUUGUCAAUCGCGCUAAGCGACAACCGCAAGGAUCUAUGCAUCACAAAGUUACAAUCAGGCCAGAGCCCCUUUGUUUUGCGCCUACCUCUGGAGCGUGUGGCUUCUCGAGACGGAGAGGACGAGCUGUUCGACUUCCAGCAUGGACACGACGAGCUUAUGGAAAUUAUCCAGGCCACCAACGCGAGUUGCCACAACUCUGGCGACUACUCGGCAAAGGGGGCCAAGUCAGCCUGGUGGGCCCAACGCGAGAACCUGGACAACAGGUUCAAGGAUCUCCUCGACAAUGUGGAACAGAUUUGGCUCGGCGGGUUCAGGGGCAUUUUCUCCCAACAUCGUCAUCGUGCGGAUCUUAUUGCGAAGUUCCAAAAGGCUUUCUCCAAGAUUCUCGACAAACAUCUGCCUUCCCGCAGACAGGUCCGAGGAAAGAAGACUAGCAAGCCACCCAAGAUUACCUUGGAGCCGCGUAUCCUGGACCUUUUUGUCGGUCUAGGAGACCCUUCUAUGCCGGACAGUGAUCUUGAGGAGCCUUUGAACGAUCUUCUAUACUUUGUCGUGGACAUUCUUCAGUUCCAUGGCGAGAGAAAUGCCUAUGAUGAGAUUGACUUUGACUCCAUGGUGCUGGAGACGUUUGACGCCCUUCAGGCGUACCAUACCGCAGCCAAGACCUCGGAACCCGAUGAAGGCGCACACAGCAUUCUGAUACUCGACAAGGCUCUCCAUGCCUUUCCUUGGGAAUCGCUCCCGUGUAUGGAGGGGCUGGCAUAUUCACGUGUCCCCUCAUUGUCCUGUCUGCGUCGACUGCUCCUGGAGCAGCGUGCAGCCCGGGAUGCUGAUGACGAGAACGCCCAUCACCGACACACAGUAUCUCCUGUCGGUGGCACGUACAUUCUGAACCCCGGCUCCGACCUCAAGAACACUCUCGCCACUUUCGAAAAGCCCCUGAAGGACAAGCUUGGCGAAUCCUGGACGAGCAUAGUCUCGCGGAAACCUACCGAGGACGAAUUCGAGGGAGCGCUCAAGGGUUCAGACAUACUCCUCUACUUUGGCCACGGCAGCGGUGCGCAAUACAUUCGAGGCAAGACCAUUCGUAGGCUGGAGAAGUGCAAGGCGGCGGCGCUGCUGAUGGGAUGUAGCUCCGCGUCGCUACAGAACGUUGGCGAGUACGAGUGCCACGGUCCCGUCUGGAACUACAUGCUCGCAGGGUGUCCCGCCGUCGUGGGCACGCUAUGGGACGUAACGGACAGAGACAUUGACCGAUACGCGGGCCGGCUGUUUGAGGAAUGGGGACUGAUGGAAAGAGGCACAUUUGCUGAAGAUGGUGGGAAGAGCGGGAAGAAGGGCAAGGGGAAAGGGCUUUUCGCCUCUACUAUUGCCACGGAGAAGAAGGCAAAGGCCAAGAAGGACACAAAAACGAACGGGGGAGGUAACGCGUCGCUCGUGGAGGCUGUCGCUAAGGCCAGGGACGCCUGUCGAUUUAGGUACAUUACAGCUGGUGCGGUAUGCGUCUAUGGCAUUCCGGUGUAUAUUGGCACGAACAAGGCCAACAACAGUGCGUAA
This is a messenger RNA of Colletotrichum orchidophilum, 6393 nucleotides long. Its product is annotated as peptidase family C50. Gene Ontology annotation, molecular function: protein binding; cysteine-type endopeptidase activity. Gene Ontology annotation, biological process: meiotic chromosome separation; proteolysis. Bases 1 to 6393 code for a protein of 2130 amino acids. The transcript is spliced from 2 exons. The record is from RefSeq and is a predicted model, not a curated record. Gene Ontology annotation, cellular component: mitotic spindle pole body; mitotic spindle; centrosome. Lineage: Eukaryota; Fungi; Ascomycota; Sordariomycetes; Glomerellales; Glomerellaceae.